AUGAUUACCGACGCCAUCGUGGUGUCCACACCGGGAGCACCAUUCAAAUAUCAGCAAGUCGAGCUCAAUGACGAGCUGCGACCCGAUGAAGCACUAGUACGGAUCAAAGCUACAGGCGUGUGCCAUACGGAUUUGAACUUCGCAAAGGAGGCUUCUAUGCCAGACUUGUUCCCAGGCGUCCUUGGUCACGAAGGUGCCGGCGUUGUGGAACGCGUUGGCUCGGAAGUCUCCAAAGUGGCGGUGGGAGACCACGUCGUCGUCGUCUUCUCCUGCUGUGGAAAAUGCAAGUACUGUGAACGCAAGCAGUCGUCGUACUGCGAUUUCUGGUUCCAGUACAAUUUCGGGAUCGGGAGGCUCGACGGGUCAAAAGUGUUUUCCGAUCCGAAAGAUGGCAAACGAAUCACAAGUCACUUCUUUGGACAGAGCAGCUUCGCGAGGCAUAUUCUGGUAUCGCAGAACGGGUUGGUAAAGGUCGACAAGAGCAUCCCAUUCGAGAAGCUGGCGCCACUGGGAUGUGGAGUGAUGACCGGGGCUGGAGCCAUGCUAAACGUGGUCAGUCCGAGCUCGGACGAGUCCGUCGUCGUCGUGGGCGCCGGAGCCGUCGGGUUAUCAGCGAUAAUGGCACUCAAGACAGUUGAAAAGCCGCCAAAGAGAAUUAUUGCUGUCGACAUAGUACCUGCGCGUCUGGAGUUGGCCCGGUCCUUUGGUGCGACUCACGGUGUCAAUUCGAAAGUUCGGCCGGAGCUGAUGAAAGUGCUCAUGGACAUAACCGACGGGCGAGGCGUCGACGGGGCAAUCGAGACCACAGGGAGGCCAGAAAUCAUCAAGGAGCUGAUCCAUGCCGCUGCGCGUAAGGGGAAAGUUGUCACGGUCGGUGUCGGCGAUCUCUCCGCCGAAGCCUCGGCCAACAUCUUUGAAAUGGUCAAUGCAGGAUGCAGCUAUGUCGGCUGCUGUCAAGGCGACUGCUACCCUCAAGAAUUCCUGCCUACAUUGUUGGCAGCAAACGAGCAGGAAAAGUUCCCCUUUGAUCAGCUCAUCACGACAUACCCUGCCAAAGACAUUGAACAGGCGGCGCACGAUAUACAUAGCGGCAAGACAGUCAAGGCGGUAUUGCUCUGGGAUUGA
This is a messenger RNA of Cladophialophora yegresii CBS 114405, 1125 nucleotides long. RefSeq lists its product as uncharacterized. Gene Ontology annotation, molecular function: zinc ion binding; oxidoreductase activity. Bases 1 to 1125 code for a protein of 374 amino acids. NCBI's taxonomy places the organism in Eukaryota, Fungi, Ascomycota, Eurotiomycetes, Chaetothyriales, Herpotrichiellaceae. The record is from RefSeq and is a predicted model, not a curated record. The transcript has 3 exons.